Messenger RNA from Effrenium voratum, 2748 nucleotides. NCBI's taxonomy places the organism in Eukaryota, Dinophyceae, Suessiales, Symbiodiniaceae. The record is from the annotation of a GenBank genome assembly.
AUGCCAUGCGUCCGGGAUUGGCUAACGUGUCUGGAGUCGAUGCUUGUGGGAGGAAUCGAUCUGGCCCGAGAGCCUCUGUCUGUGAAUGCCCAGCGAGAGACCAAGCUGACCAACUACUCAGUGGACGUGAUCAAAGGUUACACCAAGGCAUCAGUCAUAGCUUUUGUCUUGAUGAUGUGCUCGGAAGUGGACACCGAUGUGGAGGAGCAGUGGGCCACGCUCAUUCCCUUCCAAGCCUUCCUGGACAAGGCCUGGCUUCUCCCCAUGCAUCUCAUGCUCAACCAGUCCGACACAGAGCGCGCCUACAUGAACCUGUCCCUAAGUUUUCGUGGCGCUGAAAGGCAGGCUCCCAGCGUACUGACACUGGCCCUACAGUUCAGCCACGUCAUGGAUGUGAAGGCCAAGGACGGGUCCCACCCUCCAGAUUUCAACACCGAGAAACGACUGCGCAGCAUCAUUUCAGAGUUCAACCACUCCGACGGCAUGCUCUCCAAGUGGAUGGUGGAUGAGGACCGCGUCAAGGCCAUUCACAACUUGCUGGUCGGGACAACCGCAGAUGCCCGGAAGCUCAUCAGCGGCCACCUCCACUACAACAAGUGGAGCCAAAGCUGCUUCACGAGCGAUCUUUUGCGAAGCACGCGGUGGCUCCUGGCAGCCUCUCCGGCUGCCCAGGCCAACACGUACAUCAAGACCUUGUUGACAGUAGACGCUGACUGCCAAGAACACUUUCUCCGAAACCACAUUGCCUGGUUCAACCGCCAGGCUCGCCGUGUCAAGCAGUCCGCGCGGCCCAAGCUGAGACCUACUGUGCAGGAGUUCGAGCGCCUUAUGGACUACACCUGCGUGAUGCUUGGGACCGCCAAAGUCGCUGCGGAGUUCCACGCGCAGAACGAGGCGGCCGGCCAGAAAGCGCAGCAGGGCAUCCUGGACGCUUUCAUGUCCAGGGACUACUUCGCAGAGGUCCUGUCGUGCGUGGACGUUGGCCUGGCAAAUUGGAACGUCAAGCACCUCUCGCUUUGGGUGGAGCUGGUGGACACAGAGCUUGUGCCCGACGAGAAGCUCUCUGUCGUUGACAUGGAAGCCAUGGAGGAGGCAACGGCGAGCGCCCAGUAUCAGGAGAUCCGUACCAAAAUCUCGUUGGAUGAGGUGGCGUGGGUGCGCUACAAGGGCAAGCUCCAGCAGAAAAACGCUCGAGAGCACAUCGUGUCCGUGCAGCACGCAAAAGCUCAGAACAGCAUCGGCAAAACGAUUGUGGAGCGCUACAUGGAGAAGUGGUGCAGCAUCCAGCUGGUGCCGGACAUGACCAGCGUCCCAUCGAUGGACACCUGGCUGCGAGCAGCCGCAGGAGAGUUGAAGGUCAAGCAGGACGAUCUCAUCGUGGUGGUGUUCACUGAUUUCAGCAAGCUCGGGACGCUAAACACGGCAACUCUGAACAAGCACGCCCAGUUGAUUGCCAAGGUGAUUGACCGCAACCAGCAUCGCUCAGCCGCCCUCAUCUUCCCGCCGCUUCUGGUUGGAGCUGCCUCUGGCGGAUCGUUGAGGAAGGAUUGCAGGUCUGUGGAGGACAAGAUGCUGCAGCGCAGGCUGGAGCUACGCGACCUUGCUGUCUCCCUGGACUCAAGCAACUUGCACCGGAACUGUGACCGCCCAUCCACCUUCCGUGCAUGGUUGGGCGUCGCAGACUGCGCCCUCCCUGCCAAAGGCACCGGAUAUCGGUGCAAUCGUCAUGAAGAGGCCCCACAGCCAACCCAGAUCAACCCGCUCACCACCUCAGACUUGUGGAGGCUUCAGGCUUUGAGCCCUGGGCCAGCCCCUGCGGCACUUCCAGAAAGCGAGUUCCAAGUGCCAAGUGUGCGGGCACAUUUGCAGUGUCACGAAACUCGAAAGAACUUGACGGACUUUCAGGAAACUAGCCAGUGGCUGGCAGGGACAGACCUGAUGACCAAGUUGCUACAGAGCUUGCUGGGCAACAAGAUGAAGCAGACCGUCGUGAUUCACACCACGACCUACUGCGGGUCACUGGAGCGAUCUUGCUUGAAGCUUGGCAUCCCAAUCCUGAGCCUGACGGACAACCAAGCCAGCCACAGCUACUGCGUCAUGACAGUGUCUGAGACCCUACUGCAGGAUUGGAAGAACGGGGUCAACCAAAUUGGUAAAUGCACGCCGAAGUUCAAAAGCGAAGCGGCCGAUGACGCGCCGGUCAUCGCCGAGAUCCCAACGCUCCAUGUUUGCAAGGUCCAGGACAACCUCUUGGCAAUCCCACAAGAGGUUCGAAGCACCUACCUCUCGGACCCGGUGCGCUCUCCGGAAUGGCGGCAACUGCUGCAGGCCUUCGACCGGCGGUGGGCAGAUGCAACGCUUGCUCGUGGCAAGCCGGCAAGCUUGCCCAAGGUUGCUGAGCCAGAUAAUGUCCAGCCUGAAGAGAGCUCCGAGGGCACGGUUUCCGGGGUUGACUUCGAUUGGUCGGCAGUUUUCGCAGGAGAGCCCGAGAGCAGGGAGGCGCUUGAGAGCAAGUACGGGACGCCCGCGCACACGUUCAUGAUCGACAACACUCUGAUGGCAUCCAUCGUAGAGGGGCCCAAGCUUUUCCUGGUUGCAACUGGGGAUGCCACAGUGCACGCUGACGCACCUUUGCUGUGCUUUGGGGCGGGCACUUGGCUCCUUGAUGCCAAGGCCACUGCCUACACCCAGGACACUUUGCGUGAUUGCGUGUGUGUCUCAACCAAAGAAAAAUCCCUGUUGUUUUGA